AAACAUAAACGACCAAUGGGAAUUAUUAUAAAAAGCAUAUUAAUAUAAUUCACAGAAGUGACCAGAAAAUCUCACUUGUAACAUCCUUACCUAUUUCGCUUUCCCAAGUAUCUAACCAAAUAAGCCUUAAAAUUCUCCGAAUAUUAAAAUUGCAUAGACUCCAAAGCUUCAGACAACCCUAACAGCAAUCUUAAAAAGUCUCCGAAACCUGCGAAUAUAUCCCCCGGAGAAGUCGCCCCAGCAGUAAACAACGAUCUCUCAAAUUUCUCUCGGACGACAAACCUCUCUCGUCGCGUCUAUUCCACGCGAGGGGGCUCAUCGAACAUGCAUGUCUGCAAGAAAGGCGGAAAGAGCCUAGGAAGGAAGGAAGACACGUCGAAGAAAAGAGUGAAAAAGGAGGAAACACAGCAUAGGCUUCUAUGGCGCGUGUCCAAGUGGCAGCUGAUGCACUCCACCUGAAGCCUACGCGUCUGAGGGUUUUGUCUUCGUAUAAACGAACGAGUGGCCCCUGCUAGACUAUCUCUUUCAAACCCCUCUCCCGUCUUCAUUGUUCCUCCCCUGCCCUACCAUGACGCGUCGGAGUCAAACGGCGCUUGUCGCCCCCAAAGACAAUGGAAGUCUUCGCUGAGGAUUUAUCGAGGGCGCGAACUGCGAGCGAACUCCGUGAAAAGGCGUUUGUUUUUCGCGACGACGAAGCGAGCCAACGCUCAGUUUUCACCGCUACAGACUUUUCAUCCCUCCCAGUUGGCUUUGAUACUCUUGCCUUUGGGACCCUUUGAAGCUCGAUUUAAAAAAAAAAAAAAAAAAAAAGAAUUCAUUAGGAAAUUGUUUGGGAGGGACUACCAAAGAUGGCCGGAGUCCAGUGCGUUAGAAACGAAACGUUUUCAUCCCUUUGGCGUAGACGUAACUUUCAUAGAGUCGUUGUUUUAGGGUAUUUUUAGAGAUCGAGUAGAGGUGCGAUGAACGACGAAAUAUAUUAGGUCGUCCCAAAAGUUUAUUCCGUGACUUGCACUCAAUUAUUUUGUGUGCUAAUGUUUACAUAAAUAGACAAUCUGAUUUCUUAGAUGUUAAUGUUGUAACAGAAAUGGAGCAAAAUGAAUCGUAAGCAAUUCAAUAACGUAACAUUAGACAUAAAAUAAUUGUGAAUGCAUUACUUAUUAAUGAAACGGAAGAAACUUUUGGUACAACCUAAUAUUUCGCCUUUAGUCUACGUUUGCAAAAUAUUUAUUCGUCGGUUUCAUUUUCCAAACGUGAUAUUAAUUUGUAAUUUUAACGCAGACCCUUAUUUAGCAUUCAGAUUUUCACAUUAAUUUUCUUACGUUAAAUCAAAAACCAUUACAGAGAAAAGAAAUAAUUAUUGACCGCAUCGUUGCUGAGAUAUAAUUCGAGAGAAAGUUUCCGAUUAUAUUGGGUUGUCCCAAAAGUUUCUUUCGUGAGUUGCGUUCAAUUAUUUUCUGUGGCAGUGUUUAUAUAAAUAGACAAUCUAAUUUCUUAGACAUUGAUGCUGUAACAGUAAUGAAGCGAAAUGAAUCGUACACAAUUCAGUAAUGUAACAUAAAACAUAAAAUAUUGUGUACAUAUUAAUUAUUAAUAAAACGAAAGAAACUUUCGGGACAACCUAAUAUUUUUGAACGUGACUGUCUCGAAGCAACUACCUCGAAUAGACUCGUUCCGUAAUUGUUAUUCAUAUUCUCCAAGACUUCAUCUAUUCCACCCAACUCAAAGUGUUGGGUCGCGCAUAAGCAGAUAUUAUAAACACAAAAACGAAUAAAGGGAAACGGUACGGAGGAUUGCGAGAGAGGGAGCAGCUGGAUGAAGCUAGCAUCGCGAUCGUGAACCGUUCUGGAACACGGAUGCACCCGAGGAGAGACCGAAACGAGCGUUUCUUUGGGAAGAGGAUCGCGUUCGAGGGCGGUCGCUGGUUCAUAGGAAGAGAAAGAAAUUGAAGGAUGGUGUGGGGCGGCAUUAAAGCCUCCCAAGAGGCGAAACAUCUGCCUGUCGGGUGUUUGGGGCACGAGUCCCCCGAUGCACGCGUGCUGUUGCCGCGCGUACGCCGUAAAGUGCCACGAAACAUGCACCUGGCGGCGCGUCUUCCUUUUUUCUUUUUUUAUAUAUAACCAGGAGUAGCUUCGCCAGUCAAACUCUGGCGAUGUGGCAAAGGAAAGACGAGUUACUUAUUAGAAACUCUAUGGGAGAAGGAAUAGAACAUUGGAAGAACUAUUUUGACAUGGAUUUAAGAAAGAGCAGAGAAAAGAAAAUAAUCUUCGAUCAAAAGACGGCGAGAUUAUUUGAACAAGACUCGAUUCCGAAAUCAAGGGUUAUAGACAUAUUUAGACAUAUUCAUGAAGUACAAGAAACAGAUACUGUGUAGUAAAAUACCCAGCUCACAAUCUAACGGAAUAGGGUUAGUUAUAGUUAAAAAUGGAGAAAGAACGAUAGAAGGAAUAGCAAUAUCAGCACUGCAAAAUAUCAAUGAGAAUUUCAAAGAAAUUGUUGACAAUCCAUGGACAUACAAAACGUGGAAGUUAGCAAAUAGGGAAAACACUGGAAAAUUAGUAAUAGGAUGGAUUCCGGGGCACAGCAAUAUCACAGGAAACGAACUAGCAGAUCAAGAAACAAAAAGGCAAACUGAAAGGGUCCAUGACACGCAAUACAAAGUCCCAGAAAAAGAUAUUUUAGUAGAUCUAAAAGAAGAAUUUUGGAAUAAGUUCAAAGGAAAGGCAAUAGAAAUAGGAAGAGAGAAGGGAGCUCUCUUUAUGAAAGAAAUAGGAUCAAAUCACAAGAGAGCAAAAUAUAAACCUUGGUUUAUAAAAUACAAAGAUAAACUAGACAGAUCAACAAUAAGGACGAUCCCAAGGAACAGGUGUAAUCACUAUAAUCUAAGAGCAUCGCUUGCAAGGAAAGGGAUAGUGGAAGAUUGAACUUGUCCAUGUGGCCAGGAAGACGAAGACAUAGACCACGUCCUAUUUGAAUGUGGUUUGUACAAUGUUGAACGAAACAUAAUAUGGACAAAACUUCAAAAAGAAAUUGAAAAAGUGGGGAAGUCAGUAAUCGAGUUAAUAAAAUUACAUAAGGUUAAAGUAUAUAAAACCUUGAACACAUUUCUACAAGAUAUCGAUAAGGUAUUAUAAGAAGAACCAACAAAUGGAAAAGGAAGAGUAUCGGAUAAUCAAAAAAGCAAGAAACUGCCAAGCAAUAUAAAGGAAACGUGAUAGAUACAUAUUAAGAUAGAAGGAGAAAAACAAUAUUUUGUUAAGCAAGAAGACUUGAGAAACCAAAACUUAAAAGUACAAGAAAAGUUCCUAUCAAGAAAAAAAAACGAGUAGGUCAAGCUACAUGCAGUAUUAUGUACGUACAUUUAAAUAAAAAGAGAGCUCAAUAUGAAGA
This is a messenger RNA of Hylaeus anthracinus, 3387 nucleotides long. RefSeq lists its product as uncharacterized. The coding region runs from base 2343 to 2921 and encodes 192 amino acids. Gene Ontology annotation, molecular function: nucleic acid binding. The transcript has 2 exons. The record is from RefSeq and is a predicted model, not a curated record. Lineage: Eukaryota; Metazoa; Arthropoda; Insecta; Hymenoptera; Colletidae.